UCAUAAAAUAAAACGGAAGAGAAAAAAGAAAAAGAAAGAAAUAGAGCUUGUCUUCCCUCUCCUUCUCGAAUCGAGAAGAGAAAAAGUACCAGUGUCACCAAGCGUAAGAAAAACACACUCAACGCAGUAGGUGUUCCUCUCAAUAACUUUAGUUGCUGCGUUGAUAACUCAUGACGCGGAACGAAUGAACAAAUUGAAUACAUUGUUAAGAUUUAAGAGAGCAAUGGGAUAGGCAGCAGUGGAGGGAGGGAGAUGAAUGAAUCAGGAUUUGGAAACCCCUGAUUGAUAUGUAUCAGAGCAGCAUUGGCGCACACCGCCUCGCAUACCGCUCUCAAAUAUCAAAACUGGUCAAAGCCGGUCUCAUCAACCAAGCCAUCUACCUGUUCGACCAAAUGACCGAAUCAAAUUGCCGCGUCUUCAGCGUCGACUACAACCGCUUCAUUGGCGUCCUCCUCCGCCACUCCCGCCUCCAUCUCGCCCACCACUACUACCGCCGCCACGUCAUCCCCCGCGGCUUUUCCCUCCUCCCCUUCACCUACUCCCGCUUCAUCUCCGCCCUCUGCUCCGCCCCCAACAACAUUAACCUCCCCCUCAUCCACAGCCUCCUCCUCGACAUGGACUCCCUCGGUUUCGUCCCCGACAUUUGGGCCUUCAACACUUACCUCAACCUCUUAUGCCGCCAAAAUCGCUUAGAAACCGCCCUCGAACUCUUCCACUCCAUGCCCUCCAAGGGAAGAGACCCCGACGUCGUUUCCUACACCAUCAUCAUUGACGCGCUGUGCAAUGCUAAACGCUUUGACGAGGCUGCUAAGGUUUGGCGUCGUUUGAUUGACAAAGGGUUAAGCCCUGAUUAUAAAGCCUGUGUUGCUCUUGUUGUUGGGUUGUGCAGUGGAGGGCGCGUUGAUUUGGCUUAUGAGCUUGUUGUUGGUGUGAUCAAGGGUGGGGUGAAGGUUAAUAGCUUAGUUUAUAAUGCUUUGAUUGAUGGGUUUUGUAGGAUGGGGAGGGUUGACAAGGCCAUGAAGAUUAAGGCGUUUAUGAGCCGCACCGGGUGUGUGCCGGAUUUGGUUACUUAUAACAUACUCUUGAAUUACUGUUGUGAGGAAGGGAUGGUGGAUGAGGCCGUGAGGUUGGUGGAGACCAUGGAGAGGAGCGGGGUGGAGCCGGAUUUGUAUAGCUAUAAUGAGCUCUUGAAGGGUUUUUGCAAGGCGAAUAUGGUGGACAGGGCUCAUUUGAUGAUGGUGGAGAGGAUGCAGACAAAAGGGAUGUGUGAUGUUGUUUCGUAUAAUACCGUUAUUACGGCGUUCUGUAAGGCGCGCCGGACUAGGAAGGGUUAUGAGUUGUUUGAGGAGAUGUGUGGGAAGGGGAUUAGGCCAGACAUGGUGACAUUUAAUAUACUUAUAGAUGCGUUUCUGAGGGAAGGAAGUACCCAUGUGGUGAAGAAGCUGCUUGAUGAAAUGACAAAGAUGCGUGUUCUUCCCGAUUGUAUAUUCUAUACAGCAGUAGUUGAUCAUCUGUGUAAGAAUGGGAAGGUUGAUGUGGCUCAUAGUGUUUUUCGUGACAUGGUGGAGAAUGGGGUUAAUCCAGAUGUUAUCUCUUACAAUGCACUUCUAAAUGGGUUUUGUAAGACUUCUAGAGUUAUGGAUGCCAUGCAUCUAUUUGAUGAAAUGCAGAGCAAAGGUUUGUACCCUGAUGAGGUAACUUACAAGUUGAUAGUUGGAGGGCUUAUAAGGGGAAAAAAGAUUUCACUGGCCUGUAGGGUAUGGGAUCAGAUGAUGGAGAGAGGCUUUACACUUAACAGACAUCUCUCUGAGACUCUAGUCAAUGCCAUUCAAUCAAGUGAUGGCACAACAUGACACUAGUUUGUAUUUUGAUCCUCUCAAAUUCAUCACACCCUUCUUUCAAAUGGGAAAGCCAACUUAAAACGUUUUCUCUUGAUAUAGUUACACAAAGGCUUAGCAAACCUGACCAGAAACGUUAUCUGCAGGUAAUGACGCCUGUAAAUCAAGUUAUCCUAUUUUUAUGACGCUCGUGGUGCAAUCCCAUACCUUUUAUGUGUCUCUGUGCUCCUAUAUACUUAUAUGCUGUAUAACAUACUAUUAAUUCACAGGCCAGCUUCUUGUAAAGGAUCCAUACAGAGGGAAGUGCUGUAAUGAUUUCUUGCUACCAAUGGAAGUAAUGGUAUCCAAGUUUUGUUUCAUAUUGUCAACAGACUAUUCACUUGGCAGAUUGUAUUUGUCAAUAUAAUAGAGCAUUCAUUUACACUUGGCAAUUGUUAUACAUUGAGAGCUAUGGAUUUGUUUCUCACCCAGCACAACUAAUAUCAGUAAUUGAUGAUUUGUUUGGAAUCCCUCCAGCUGCCUAUUCAAAUCCCAAUUGUUGUUUAUUCAGAGUUCAUAUUGAGGGUGGCUUUGAGUCAGUUUUAUGCUAUCUGGAUACUAUUUGAGUAAAUCUUUCAUCAGUGGCAGCUCAAUUCAGAUUGACUCAUGUCCAGCCUUGCAUAGCAGAAAUCUUGGUUAUGAACAUGUUAUGUCAUUUAUGGUUCUAACUAUUAAUAAUAGUAUAGCACCCUUAUUGGGAUAACUCCUUGAUGUUGGUAAAAAUUUGUCUUGUUUCCUCAAGAUGAAGUUUGUGGUUGCAGAGCAUAGUUUGAACUAUGAAGAUACGCUUUCAUUGGUGAUCUCACCUUGGUGUGGCUUAUGCCUAGUUUGUUGCUACUUUGCUGCCUCUCCUUAGCAUCCUAGCAAAUUGUUGAACAAUAAACUCGGGUUUAAUACAAGCAUUCUGGAACCUUUAUUAACAGAUCAUCGGUUUACUAUUUGUGUCUAUGUCUAGACAUAUGUAACUCCGGAGAAUUGUGGAUGUGGAAAAAAGAUUCACUAGGUUGCCUUGUUAGGUUUCAAGAUUCAAAUUUAUUAGUUUCUGAAAAACCGUGAUGCUAUCACAAAUUAUGUUUGGCUUCUGAGAUUUGGAUUAGCAUACAGGAAUACAUAUUUGUAGGAUUAUACUGUUACAAAAUUCAACUUGUCUGACCUUUAUUAGCAUUAUUUUCUGGUUAACUAUGAUGCUUCUGCCUGUAUCUGCGGCAUGGAACUUCAAACUUUUCCAAAGAAAUGUCACUGUGAUCAUUUAUCCAAAAUUCUACCCCAGACAAUGUUGCACCUUGGAACAGGAGCAGCCGAAGGACAACCACAACCAGCACAAGAAGCAAUUUGCAGAUUGGUUUGAUGGAAAAUUGGAGAAGAAACAGAAAGAAAGGAGGGAACAAAGAAAGUACGGAUGCAGGACAUGUCUGGAUUCUUGAUGAUUUCCAAAUAGAAAUAAAUCAUCUAGGGUCCACCAUCCAAACUUCUGGAGUAUGAAAGAAAAAUUGGAAAUAGUUAAGAAAAUGCCAUGGUGGGGGCUAAAUGUCAGAAAAUGCUUUGUAUUAGGAAAUUAGUUUCAAAACUGCUACAUCUUAGAAUUAGUUUGGAAAAGUGCAGUAUUGAAACUGGGUUGACAAAUCCUUUCUUCAUUCAUUCACUGUGUAUUUCUCAAAGAUUUUCAUUUCAGUAAUAAAUCUUUCUCCUACAUGUGGUA
Messenger RNA from Glycine soja, 3576 nucleotides. Its product is annotated as pentatricopeptide repeat-containing protein At1g13040, mitochondrial-like. Lineage: Eukaryota; Viridiplantae; Streptophyta; Magnoliopsida; Fabales; Fabaceae. The record is from RefSeq and is a predicted model, not a curated record. The transcript is spliced from 2 exons. The coding region runs from base 288 to 1853 and encodes 521 amino acids. Gene Ontology annotation, molecular function: protein binding.